Messenger RNA from Salvia miltiorrhiza (redroot sage), 2577 nucleotides. RefSeq names its product diphthine--ammonia ligase. Gene Ontology annotation, biological process: protein histidyl modification to diphthamide. The coding region runs from base 154 to 2388 and encodes 744 amino acids. NCBI's taxonomy places the organism in Eukaryota, Viridiplantae, Streptophyta, Magnoliopsida, Lamiales, Lamiaceae. The transcript is spliced from 12 exons. The record is from RefSeq and is a predicted model, not a curated record. Gene Ontology annotation, molecular function: diphthine-ammonia ligase activity.
CUAGCGUGAUUCUCUUCCAGUUUCCAAAUAAAGUAGGAUAUAUGACGUGGCUCAGAACCUUUGUCUGGAAUGCUAUUGGUCCGCUUCGCUGAAACUGAAAGUGGACUCUAAACCCUAGUCAAUUCAACCGCCGGAACCACGCCGGCGCCGACGAUGAAGGUAGUGGCGCUAGUCAGUGGCGGUAAGGACAGUUGCUAUGCGAUGAUGAAAUGCCAGCAGUACGGUCAUCAGAUUGUGGCGCUGGCGAAUUUGAUGCCUAUUGAUGAAGAUCAAGAUGAGCUCGAUAGCUACAUGUAUCAGACAGUGGGACACCAAAUAGUUGUAAGCUACGCACAAUGCAUGGGGAUUCCAUUGUUUAGGAGACGAAUUCAAGGAACUACAAGGCAUCAUGGCCUUAGCUACAAUAUGACUCCUGGGGAUGAAGUUGAAGAUAUGUUGAUCCUCUUAAAAGAAGUUAAGAGGCAGAUACCAUCUAUUUCAGCAGUAUCCUCGGGUGCUAUUGCGUCUGACUAUCAAAGGUUACGUGUGGAAAGUGUGUGUUCUAGGUUGGGGAUUGUUUCUUUGUCAUAUUUGUGGAAGCAAGAUCAAUCAUUGCUCCUUCAAGAAAUGAUAAGGAGUGGAGUUAUUGCCAUCACAGUAAAGGUAGCAGCGAUAGGGUUGGUCCCUUCAAAGCACUUGGGGAAGGAAUUAACACAUUUAGAGUCCCAUCUUCACAAGCUAAAAGAGUUGUAUGGGAUAAACGUAUGCGGUGAAGGGGGAGAAUAUGAAACUUUAACUCUGGACUGUCCCCUUUUCAAAAAUGCUCGAAUAGUGCUCGAUAAAUUUGAAGUCAUAUUACAUUCAUCAGAUCAAAUAGCUCCUGUAGGAGUUCUUCAUCCCCUGGAAUAUCAUUUGGAGAAGAAGUUGGUCCCCUUGUCUAACACUGAUAAUGACAAAACCAAUGAGGUACCUGUGGGAGAAUCCAACUUAGUGCAUGAAGUGGUGGGAGAUUUCCAGGAUAUCUUGGAAGCUCCAUCUUCUAAAGAUGUUGUGAUAUCUGACUUAGGAGUAGAUACAAAACAAGAACUUCGCUUCUCAAAAUCCAAGAAGAAGAAUACUUUCUCCAUUACUUGCUGGCUGCAGGAUGCCUCCAAAACCUCUGUAGAUUUGCAAGAGGAUCUGCGGGUGGUUUUAACAAAAAUACAAUUGUUGCUCAAUGAAAAUAAUUGCUCUUGGGAGAACGUUCUAUAUAUACAUUUAUAUAUAGAUGAUAUGAACGAGUUUGCUCUAGCAAACAACGAAUAUGUGAAAUUCAUUACUCAAGAGAAGUGUCGUUUUGGUGUGCCAUCACGGUCGACAAUAGAACUUCCUCUUGUGCAAGCUGGUCUUGGGAGAGCUUAUGUAGAAGUCUUGGUUUCAGAUGAUAAUACUAAAAAUGUUUUGCAUGUUCAAAGUAUUUCAGAGUGGGCUCCGAGUUGUAUCGGUCCGUACAGCCAGGCAACCUUGCAUAAGAAUAUUCUGCAAAUGGCUGGCCAGUUGGGGCUUGACCCACCAACGAUGUUGUUCUCUGUUGAAGGUCCUCCGCUGGAGUUUCAACAAGCGCUGGAGAACAGUGAAGCUGUUGCAAAAUGUUUCAACUGUUCAAUAUCUACGACUGCUAUUUGCCUCGUUAUUUAUUGUUCGGCAUCUUUGAGUUCUUCAGACCGAAUUGGUGUUGAUAAUCAGAUGGAUGUUUGUCUUGCGCAAAUAAAGUCGCAGUUGAAUAAUGGAAGCAAGUCAAAUGCGCUUGUAGUGAAUGAUCCUGUCAUUUUGUACAUUCUGGUUCCUGAUCUGCCAAAAAGAGCUCUUGUGGAAGUUAAACCCCUUCUUUACAGUGGGGAGAAUAUGGAAACCCCAACUAGUGUCACCAAACAAGAUUUAUGUACGAAACAAGCUUAUUGGGGGUUUGAGCAUGAAAGCUGGCACAAUGGUUGUCUCCAGAAAUGUAUCGUUGGCAGUAGAAUAUGUGCAGCUGCGAUAUCUAUCACGCAAGAGAUUGCGGCAAAGAUCUGUUCUCAGACUACUAGCCCUGCUUACAAUGAAUCAGAAUGUAAAGCUCAUACUCAAAAGAAAAUCGUAAGGAUAGCUGAGUUCUGCAUCUACCUGCUCAAUGAAGUUCUUCUUGAGAAUGAUCUCUCCUGGGAUGAUAUAUUGAAUUUGAGGAUCUAUUUCUCAACAAGUCCUGAAACCAGCCACGCAGCAUUGUCGACGAUCUUUACCAAUGCAUUUACUGAAUUUGCGGAGAUGAGCAGGAGAAUCGAGAGUGGUACAGAGCCAUUCUUUACCCUAGUUCCGAUCCUGGCAGCUGGAACUUCGGCGACGGCCAUGGACAACAUACUUACCUGCGAGCUAUUUGCAAGGAAGUUUUAGUGUUUGUUUCUUGGCUACAUGUAUGUUGUACAUAUAUAACAUGGGGCGAAGGCGAUUGCUAGUCCAAUUACAUUAGCUAACACAGAAUUCACACACAACACACAUUUUGUGGAACACUUUGUCUUCAAAUUUAUGCUUUUUGGAGCACAGCUCUGUCAUUCAAGGAAAAUAUAGUUUGCUAACUUUCUA